UGCCAUACACUCCAGCGGUUCUCCACACGACACACAAACACUGGCACGUUCGUCGUGAGUCAUGGCCGCCGAAAGGAACGGAUUUUUGCGAAAAUUCGGCUUCUCCUCGGCAGCUGCUACAGUUGCAGAAACAGUGACAUUUCCUUUGGACAUUACCAAGACUCGGCUGCAGAUACAGGGAGAGAGAGCAUCAAUGGUCGCCUCUUCAAGCACACAACCUGUAGCUUAUCGUGGGAUGAUCAAAACUGCUACUGGAAUUGUUGAAGAAGAAGGUCUUAAGAAUUUAUGGAAAGGAGUUACCCCUGCAAUAAUGAGGCAUGUCGUUUAUACUGGAUCUAGGAUGACUGUUUAUGAAUUCCUUCGUAAUAAUGUGCUAAAGAGAGAUCCUGAUGGGAGGUUUCCUUUAUGGAAGUCAGUAAUCAGUGGCAUGUCGGCGGGUGCACUGGGUCAAUUCAUAUCAAGUCCUACAGAUCUCGUCAAAGUUCAGAUGCAAAUGGAGGGUCGUAGGGUACUGAUAGAGAAACGCCCCCCUCGUGUCCGAGGCACAUUUCAUGCAUUCAGAAACAUUGUUGACAAGUAUGGGUUCCGUGGCUUAUGGAAAGGAUGGCUGCCAAAUGUACAGCGAGCUGCUUUGGUUAACAUGGGAGAUCUUACAACAUACGACACAGUAAAACAUAAUCUUUUGAAACAUACCCGUCUGGAGGAUAACUGGAUUGUGCACUCUAUGUCUAGUGUUUGUAGUGGUCUGGUUGCUGCCACCAUUAGCACCCCUGCUGACGUCAUCAAAACUCGUAUCAUGAAUAAUCCGUCAGGGUAUCAAGGCGCGGUCGAGUGCUUCAUGCUAGCUGUCCACCGCGAGGGCCUCUUAUCAUUAUACAAGGGCUGGCUCCCUACUUGGACACGUAUGGCCCCGUGGUCGCUGACCUUCUGGCUCUCGUACGAAGAGAUUCGCAAGCUGUGUGGACAGUCUGGUUUCUAACCGCGACCAUUCCAGCACAUUACCUUUUUCAAUGCACCUUCUCGCUGUGCGGGCUUGCUUUGGUGUUGAGUUUAUUGUUAGAAAUACGGGCCAAGCAAGGACCCCCCCCCCCCCCCAUCCACACUUUGAGGAAAUCGGGGUAAACACAAACCCGAAAUACGCCAAACUUAGCUAUAUUAGAGUGCCCACCAGGCGCUUAAGGCAUGUUUGUUUGGUUAGGGGGGGGGGGGGGGGGGGUGCGUAUAAAUAAAAAAAAGAGCAAUACACUGGAAUACUGGCUACCUGGGGUUGGGGUUGGGAAUUUCACGUUCUUUCAUUGAAUUGAUGUUAACAAAACAGUUAUAAACAAAUAUAUUGUAAUAUAGAUACAAAAUACUAUUUUGGUGAUAAAAACUGUUUACUGCUUCAAAUACAUGGACCGUUUUACAUGUUGAUUGAAUUUUCGACCGCUCAAAAAUUCGUACCGAUAACAAUGUUUACGCGUUACCGUGCAGAGGUUUCAAAGUGUUUACACGGGUCUGAUAUAAGUGUUCACUCGGGUCUGAUAUGAGUGUUCACUAGGGUCUGAUAUAAGUGUUCACUCGGGUCUGAUAUAAGUGUUCACUCGGGUCUGAUAUAAGUGUUCACUCGGGUCUGAUAUAAGUGUUCACUCGGGUCUGAUAUAAGUGUUCACUCGGGUCUGAUAUAAGUGUUCACUCGGGUCUGAUAUAAGUGUUCACUCGGGUCUGAUAUAAGUGUUCACUCGGGUCUGAUAUAAGUGUUCACUCGGGUCUGAUAUAAGUGUAAUUGUCCACACGGGUCUGAUGUAAGUGUAAUUGUUUACACGGGUCUGAUGUAAGUGUUCACUCGGGUCUGAUAUAAGUGUUCACUCGGGUCUGAUAUAAGUGUAAUUGUCCACACGGGUCUGAUGUAAGUGUAAUUGUUUACAAGAGUCUGAUGUAACUGUUUACACGGGUCUGAUAUAAGUGUUCACUCGGGUCUGAUAUAAGUGUUCACUCGGGUCUGAUAUAAGUGUUUACACGGGUCUGAUAUGAGUGUUCACCCGGGUCUGAUAUAAGUGUAAUUGUCCACACGGGUCUGAUGUAAGUGUAAUUGUUUACAAGAGUCUGAUGUAACUGUUUACACGGGUCUGAUAUAAGUGUUCACUCGGGUCUGAUAUAAGUGUUCACUCGGGUCUGAUAUAAGUGUUUACACGGGUCUGAUAUGAGUGUUCACACGGGUCUGAUAUAAGUGUAAUUGUCCACACGGGUCUGAUGUAAGUGUAAUUGUUUACAAGAGUCUGAUGUAAGUGUUAACACGGGUCUUUCGUCCAGCUAGGGAAGCCCCCCUGCUGGAGGACCUGUGAGCGGAACGAACUUUUAAAAACUAGGAACCGUGUGGAAGUACGCUGUCAAGUUGCUAGAACGCAGGCUAGUAAAAUGAAAUAUUUCAAAUUUGUGAUUCGGGAUUCCUGUGGCGAGGAAGAGGAAUCACGAAUCUCAUGAGAGCAGGCUAAAUUUGGGCAAAAAAUUCUUACUCUUAUGGGAAUCAAGCAUUAAUUAGGAUUUCAAACAGGUUAUUGGAUUAAUAAAACGUUUGCAAAUGA
Molecule: messenger RNA, 2564 nt
Organism: Nematostella vectensis (starlet sea anemone)
Lineage: Eukaryota; Metazoa; Cnidaria; Anthozoa; Actiniaria; Edwardsiidae
Product: mitochondrial uncoupling protein 4
Exons: 10
Coding region: 62-979 (305 amino acids)
Biological process (GO): response to cold
Source: RefSeq, a predicted model, not a curated record